This is a messenger RNA of Acanthisitta chloris (rifleman), 550 nucleotides long. Its product is annotated as MAP kinase-activated protein kinase 5-like. The record is from RefSeq and is a predicted model, not a curated record. The transcript has 4 exons. Bases 45 to 449 code for a protein of 134 amino acids. NCBI's taxonomy places the organism in Eukaryota, Metazoa, Chordata, Aves, Passeriformes, Acanthisittidae.
UGGUUGCAGGGAUACAACAGGCUCAUGCAGAACAGCUUGCAAACAUGAGAAUCCAAGACCUCAAAGUCAGCCUCAAACCCCUUCACUCCGUCAACAACCCGAUCCUGCGCAAGCGGAAACUCCUGGGCACCAAGCCAAAGGAUGGUGUUUAUAUCCACGACCCUGAGAAUGGAAGCAACGAUUCCAACGUGGCUCUGGAGAAGCUGAGGGAUGUGAUUGCUCAGUGCAUUCUCCCCCAGGCUGGUAAAGGAGAGAAUGAGGAUGAGAAGCUCAACGAAGUGAUGCAGGAGGCCUGGAAGUAUAACAGAGAGUGUAAGUUGCUGCGAGACACUCUGCAGAGCUUCAGCUGGAACGGCAGAGGAUUCACAGACAAAGUGGAUAGACUAAAACUGGCUGAGAUUGUCAAACAAGUGAUCGAAGAGCAGACAAACUCUCACGACUCUCAAUAGCUGGAGCUUCUUAAUCUUAUUUUUUUUACCAUUUAAGAUUUAUUCUUUAACUGUAAAAAGUAUUUUUAUGUAAAUUAAUAAUAAAUCAUAAUUAUUUCAUG